GUAUGGCGACAUGGCGAUCGAUCCCCUACGAAAACCUUCCCGACCGAUCCGUUCCAGGAUGGCAAUUGGACAUUCGGAGGCGGAGGUUUCGGACAACUUUCACCUAUUGGAAUGAAGCAGCACAUGAAGUUUGGAGAAUUCCUUCGGAAAACAUACGUUGACGACUUGAAAUUCCUUGGCAACAGAUAUUCGUCGAAAGAGAUUCUAUGUUCGCUCGACAGACAAAAAUCGAACGAUAAUAUCAGCUAUGUCAAAUAUCUCGGUAUGUACGGUCAGCAAGACAACAAUGCCAUUGCUGAUCUGGAUUAUCCAUCUGAUGACGGAUGGCCGAAAGGAUUUGUUCCGAUGUUAAAUCCAGACGCUCCUUGCCAUCGUCAGACAUGGCUAUGGAACAUGGCCAAAACCUCCCCAGAACUUCAGGAAUUUCAAACACGGCCGGAUGUCGCUGAUCUGCUUGCGAAUUUGACCAGACUCUGUGGUGAACCAAUCGACAUCGAUAAUUUAAAUGUAGUAAGAGACGCUCUGUUCAUCGAGCAAGUACAUGCUAACGACACCUUAAGGAAGGUGAACACGUGGUUCAGCGACGAUCUGUAUAAUAAAAUGACCACUGUAAAUGACCAAGUGCAAAUCUAUCAAAAUGGCAUAUUUGGUGAGUUACAUUAA
Ostertagia ostertagi is the source of this 663-nucleotide messenger RNA. The record is from the annotation of a GenBank genome assembly. Lineage: Eukaryota; Metazoa; Nematoda; Chromadorea; Rhabditida; Trichostrongylidae.